UUUUAAUUGUUUUCUUCAUACUCAGGUCAGAUUCGGGUCAGGUCAGAAACAAAUGGAUGGUAUUACGCAUUAUUUUCUUUUGUACCGCUCUUGAACGCCUUUGUUUCUCCUGACUUUACACCGGGACGACUUGUACCAACUCAACCCAGAGAUCAUUGAAAUUCUCUAUUCAUUCGCCGGAGCCUUAGCUUUAGCUGACUAGCCGAGAGUUAACGCCGACCGGGUAUCGAGCACUCCAGUCAGGUGGUGCGAGUCUUCAGCUGCAGAAUGCAGCAGUGCUAAGGGCAGAAUGUAUCUGAAGCUGGUGCAAGGCAUGUUGAUGAUGAGUCAAUUCACCGAGACCCAUGCCUGUUCAGGCCAGGACAACUGCUCCAUUUCAAACAACAGCUCUAAGUACUGGUGCUUUGCGGCGCGCAUCCGCAGCACUGUACUGCAGGGACUCCCGUUUGGAGGAGUGCCCACAGUUCUUGCCCUUGACUUUAUGUGCUUCCUGACACUGCUCUUUGUUUUCUCUAUCCUGAGGAAAGUAGCGUGGGAUUAUGGACGUCUGGCACUGGUCUCAGAUGCAGAUAGGCAGGAUCAGCGAUACCGACGUCUGGACGAGCUGGAAUAUGUUGCCUCCGCUAUGCAGACACCGGUCGAUACACGGUACGAACGUCUAACCUCCGUCUCCAGUUCUGUCGACUUUGACCAAAGAGACAGUGGUUUCUGUUCCUGGCUAACAGCCAUCUUCAGAAUCAAAGACGAUGAGAUUAGGGAAAAAUGUGGUGAGGAUGCUGUGCACUAUCUCUCAUUCCAGCGCCACAUCAUUGGUUUGCUGGUUGUGGUGGGCGUGCUCUCAGUGGGCAUUGUCCUACCUGUCAACUUCUCAGGGGACCUUUUAGAGGGUAACGCGUACAGUUUUGGACGAACGACAAUAGCCAAUUUACAGUCUGGUGAUAACUUGCUCUGGCUGCACACUAUCUUCGCAUUUCUUUACCUGUUACUGACUGUGUACAGCAUGCGUCGACACACUUCCAAGAUGCACUACAAGGAAGAUGACUUGGUAAAACGCACAUUAUUCAUAAACGGCAUCAACAAAUAUGCAGAAGAGAGUCAGAUAAAGCUGCACUUUGAGCGGGCAUAUGAAAACUGUGUGGUGCUGGAGGCCCGAAUUUGUUACGAUGUGGCCAAGCUCAUGUCUCUGGAAUCUGAAAAGAAAAAAGCAGAACGCAGCAAGAAGUUCUACACUGACCUAAAGGCCAGGGAGCAUGUGACUACCAUGAUCAAUCCCAAACCUUGCGGCCACCUCUGCUGCUGCAUCAUCAAGGGCUGUGAGCAGGAAGAGGCGGUGAGCUACUACACAAAGCUGGAGGCCAAGCUGAGGGAGGAGUAUAAGAAAGAGAGAGAGAAGGUCAACACUAAACCCCUGGGCAUGGCCUUCAUUACAUUCCAGAACGAAGCAAUGACCGCAGUCAUUCUGAAGGAUUUUAAUGCAUGUCGGUGUCAGGGCUGUAACUGUCGACGCAACCCCAGAACAUCAGCUCAAAGCAGCGUCCUGCAGAUAUACAACUGGACUGUCACCUAUGCUCCUGACCCACAGAAUGUCUACUGGGAGCACUUGUCUAUAGGUGGAUUAUCCUGGUGGCUUCGUUGCUUAGUCAUCAACAGCUUUCUUUUUCUCCUGCUCUUCUUUCUUACAACUCCUGCUAUCAUCAUCUCCACCAUGGACAAGUUCAACGUUACCAAGCCUGUGGAGUUCCUCAAUAAUCCUAUAAUCACCCAGUUCUUCCCUACCUUGCUCCUGUGGUCCUUUUCGGCCCUGCUGCCCACCAUUGUGUAUUACUCCGCCUUUUUUGAGGCUCACUGGACACGUUCUGGAGAGAACAGGACCACAAUGCACAAGUGCUACACUUUCCUCAUCUUUAUGGUCUUACUGCUGCCAUCUUUGGGCCUCAGCAGUCUGGAUCUGUUCUUUCGCUGGCUAUUUGACAAGACGUUCCUGGAAAAGGCCACAGUAAGAUUUGAAUGUGUAUUCCUACCAGACAACGGAGCUUUCUUUGUUAAUUAUGUCAUUGCUUCUGCCUUUAUUGGCAAUGCAAUGGACUUGUUACGCAUUCCUGGUCUGCUCAUGUAUAUGAUCCGCCUGUGCCUGGCCCGCUCUGCUGCAGAACGACGUAAUGUGAAGAAGCAUCAAGCAUACGAGUUCCAGUUUGGCGCAGCAUAUGCCUGGUUGAUGAAUGUCUUUACUGUAGUCAUGGCCUAUAGCAUCAUCUGCCCUAUCAUUGUUCCUUUUGGUCUAAUGUACAUGCUAUUGAAGCACCUUGUGGACAGGUAUAAUAUGUACUAUGCCUACCUGCCUUCCAAACUGGAUAAGAAGAUCCACUCCGGGGCUGUGAACCAAGUGGUGGCUGCACCCAUCCUGUGCUUAUUUUGGCUGCUGUUUUUUUCCACUGUACGCACAGGGUUUCUUGCCCCAACAUCAAUGUUCACAUUUGUGGUUCUGAUCAUCACCAUUAUCAUCUGCCUUUCUCAUGUUGUGUUUGGCCAUUUUAAGUACCUAAGUGCACACAAUUACAAGGUUGACACCCAGGAAGUGGAUGGAGCAGAAAAUGGACAGCCACCUGGCACAUCACCACCCACCAGAUCCACACAGAAAUACAUUGCUCAGGUCCUGCAAGAAGAGACAGGCUCUGGAGGCAGCGAGGAUGAUAGCCAGGGAUCCUCGCAGGACGAUGAUCCUAGCAGCACAUACCCGGUAGUAAAUGAGGCAGAUUUCCAGUCAGGGGAGGACAGCCUUAUUGACAAUGAGGUGCACCAGUGACGUACACUACACUUAAUAAACCUAAAGAGACUAUGAUAAUAACAAACCAAACCCACUGUAAUGGAACUGAAGAAAGCUCUUCUCCAGGACCCUUGAGCAGUAUGGACACUCAUAUAUUCGUAAAUGGCUUGGCGUGCGGUUAGCAAACAUUCGCAGACCUUGACUAAUUUCAUCUCCUACCUGAGUUGGGAUCGGUAGCUCAUUGCACACUAACUCAACUCAAGAGCACAAGACUAACCAAGUUUACCCAGAAACUCUGCUGCACAGUCACAGCUCACAGACAUCACCUAUGAAUGGCUCUAACCUACAUUUCUGGAUGGUAGAAUGUCUAGUGAUUUAAGCAGUCAUUCCACUACUUUACUUUGAUUUUGCUUCUGGGGGAAUGAUUUUGAUUAUGGUAUUAUACCUUGGAUUAUGCAUAUUAUACCUUACGUCCUCUUGUUAAAAUGACAGUUUAAUCAGUAGUGGAUCAACAGUAGAAAAACUUUCUGUAAAGCAGUUUCUUGGACACACUCCAACAUGCUUUUAGAAGAUGCAUGACACUAUUUUUGUUUGUAUUUCUUGAAGAAAAACACGUCGAAUUUUCAGCAAAAGGUCAAAUUAAUAUUAUAUUGAAAAUAUUCACUUUAGUUCUUUGUGUCAUCUGUAACUCAACAAUUACAGAAACAUGCAAGCACUAAAUACUGCACUACAGUGAGCAAGCUUAAGCACUGGCCAACGUCAGUGGAUUCAUCAAGAACGUAUUGAUGUAGAACUUUAUAGAUCCAUGCUGAUUUCGGCCCAGCUUAUAAAAAUCCUGGCUUUACUAGUCACGUAGUCCUGUAACAAGGGUUACAGAAUGCAUGCAACACACAUUGCCCACUUGAUUUUUUUCUUUGCUGCAUCCUUUUCUUCCAACGAAAAACCUCUUUUAGAGUUGCUGUUGUGCCUGAUGGUUACAGCACAACGAACCUGCCAUUAGUUUAGUAAGUGAGCGGCACAAAAAUGCAAUAGCAGUUGCGGUUACAGCAGAAAGCAACGAUCCUUGAUACUUGAAUGGAGAUUUUUCUUUUUUUCAUUCUUCUAUAUUAAUUGGUAAACCAAAAUGACAGGCUCUAGUAAAUCCUGCAGAUCAAUCAUGAGGCAUGAACACACACACAGAUUUGGUUUCUUUUUCAGCAGUGUUUGAUGCACAUACAUAAAAACAAAAUGUAUGACUUGAUUAUGCGUUUAUACAUGUUCUAAUACAUUUUAAGCAGUGUGAUAUGUAAUAACUUAAGAGUAUAACGUUUACAAAGUUUUGGCCUCAAGCAUAAUACCAUCAGUUGAAACCUUUGUUACCAGUGACUCAGGGUCACUCUGGCCAUGGUUUAGCCAGGCAGUGCAGUUCAAGGAUUUUGAGUAAUCAUGCAAUUUCAGAAUAAUUAAACCAAACCAAGCAUUAAAAUAUACACUUGCCAGUAGCAAGAACAGAAAGCCUUGCGCUGGCCUGCAGUAAGAAAAAUGCUAAGUGGACACAUGCCAUUACACUGCACAGACUUUAAUUCUUAUUGGGAUUGAUGUGGUACACUGUACUUAAUUUCUCAGACUUCAUUUGUGAUCUGCCAUGAUAUGGUGUUUUCUCUUCUCUGAUAGAGAUGCCUUUACUACCUGAUUGUAAAUUUGGUGGAUGUUCUCAAAGACAGAUUUUAUAUGUUUGUCACUUCCUUGCACGUUCUAGAAUGAAUAUUAUGUAUUUGAUUUUUAAGUAUAGCCUACUGUUCUUUUAAAAGUUAUUCAUACAGCUUGUGUUUCUGUUCUAUCUC
Messenger RNA from Trichomycterus rosablanca, 4587 nucleotides. It is a transcript of the gene tmem63ba, whose product is annotated as transmembrane protein 63Ba. Gene Ontology annotation, cellular component: plasma membrane. NCBI's taxonomy places the organism in Eukaryota, Metazoa, Chordata, Actinopteri, Siluriformes, Trichomycteridae. The transcript is spliced from 24 exons. Bases 290 to 2803 code for a protein of 837 amino acids. The record is from RefSeq and is a predicted model, not a curated record. Gene Ontology annotation, molecular function: calcium-activated cation channel activity.